AAACUUAUUAAAUAGUUUCAGGUUUUAAUGAUAAUUUUGUGCAAGAUCUGACUGAAAACGCAGAUUGGCUUCGCAAUGGAGGACGACAGCUUCGCCUUCUUUAUUUUCUCGGGAUUUGUUGCUGCAUCGACAGUAGUGACAUGGGCUAUAGUCACUUACAUAUCGCGUGAGCGAAACUACAAGGACGUUGCCAAACAAUUGCCACAAGAUGAUCACUCCUGGAUGGAAAGUGAUUCGCCUCAAGCAAGUCCUGUAAAGAGCAAGACAAAGAAAAGUGCGAAAAAUGCUGCAAAACAGGCCCAAAAAUCAAAAGUAGAGGUUGUACAGGAAGAGGCCCCAAGUUACAUAAACGAGGGACUGAUUGAGGAAAAUGUCACGAUACAAUCAUUCAAACCUCCCACUGAAGUUAAACAAAAAACUCCUAAAAAGAAAAAGGAGACCAGCAAAAGCAGUGCAGCCGUCAGCAAAGUUGUAGAAAACGUGCAGCCCAAGAUCAGUGCCGACGUGAGGCUGUUUGCACAGCCGGAGGAAGAAUUGUCGGAAGGUGAGUGGCAAGCCGUUCCUACUAAGGUUAGCAAAAGCACGAGUGGUCCGAAGUCAAAGGAGCCGGAUAUGGUGUCUGUUGGAAUCGACAGUAAAACUGAAGGGCGUGGUCAGAAGACUGGGAUACCUGGCAAACAAACCCAAGCUACCGAGAAAAAGCUGGCACCUGUUGAAACUAUCGCCGCGAAGAGCGAUAGAAAUCUGAGUAAGUUUCACGAAGCGCCUCGGGUACAGGUCUCACACCAAAGUAAUCUGCCGCACGGUGAAGGUUCUCCCCAAAGUGAAAAUCUCGAACAUUCCGACUCGACUGAAGAGUUUACGGAAUCGCAUUCAAACGUCAUGCUGACUGCUGAGAACCCGAGGUCAUUUAAAAAUCAACCCAAGCCCAUUCCAGUGAAAAUCAAUAACGCCGCAGCUAAGCAAGUUUCUAGCCGAGUUUCCGCGAGUUCCAGGAAACCUGAACCGCUUCCAGGUAGUUCCGCCACGGUUACGUCGCGCGUGAAGCGAAAUAGCGAGAGGAGUAACGCCAGUGUGGGAUCCAAGGCGUCAAAGAAGGAAAAUGCUUCUACUGAUGUCCCGGCUGAGGUUCAGAAGCUAGAAGAUGAGCUGAAACACGAACGCAACCACAGCCAAGACCUAAUCAGCAAAUAUCUUCUCCUGAAUGAGCAGCUUGAAAAGGAAAAGCAGAUGAUAGGAUCCAUAAACGAGGAACUGCAAAGGAAAAUCCAAGAGUGUGCGUCACUGAGAUCUCAGUUGAGCGUGGCUGCAAGUGCACAAAUAGUAGCAGUUCCAGAUGAAAGCCAGCUGGUGAUUGAGAUGAAGAAGAAAGAUCACCAGUAUGGAGUUUUGCACCACGAAAAGAUGUUUCUACAGACGGAGCUGGAGAAAGCCAGAUCGAGCUCGAACGAUGUGCGUCGUGAGCACCAGAUGAAACUGCAGGCGGCAGAAAGUCAGUUGAAGAAGAUCGAGAGUCGCAACAACGAGUUGCAGGAUCAGUGCAAUAAAUACGAGACCCAACUCAAGUCCGCAGUCAACAACUCAAACAACCAGGCUAACUUUGAAGAGAAGGAGAAUCGUCUCUUGUACCAGAUAAGCGGACUGGAUGAAAAGGUCAAGGCCAUGGCCAGGGAAAACGACGUGUUGCGACAGAACCACGAAGGAACCUACGCCGAGAUGUCGAGACUACAGGACUCCAAAAUAGCUUUACGCAAAGAGAACGACUCCCUCCGAGAAGAAGUGGAAAAUCUGCAGCAAACAGUGCUGUCCAUCUCCCAGCAGCAACAACAGAAUGGACUGGAUUCAAGCCACCCGCACCAGAACGGAAGCUUAUCAUCAUCCACAUCCACUCCCGACGCCUCUAACGGAGAAGCCAUGUCUGCCGGCCAUUCCCCUGGUGCAGCAUAUGACUGGUCACAGGCAAACUCAGACAUGAAACAGUUGACCCAACUGCAAGCAUCCAUUUCCUCACUAAGCGAAGAAAACUCGACUCUGAGAAAAGAAAACGAGGAGCUGAAAAAGCAAGUACAUUCCAUGAAUAUUGACCCUAAUGGCAGUAGUAGUCCAGUUGGACAUAAUGGAUUCUCAGUGGACUCAGACCCAGACAGCAGUGGAGAUACUCUUGCCAAUGGUAGUUCGAUUCGCGGCAAGGCGGAAAUAAGGGCAACAAUAGGAGCAGAUAGCAUAUCACCGAGUGAAGUGGGUACUCGACUCAAAGACACCCUGAUGCGACUGUACCCAGAAGAGUAUGCCAGCAAGCAGCCCAUUGCAUUCCAGUCAAAUGACUGGGUGACACUGGUGGCGCUUCUGGAGACCCAGGCGACUGCGAGAGUGGAGGCACUGCAGCAGAAGGAGAAUGGACUGGAGGAGGAGGUGGAGGUGCUGAAGAGAGAUCUCUACCAGCUGAGUUCGGAGAAGGAGGAUUUGCAGAGCAGGAGCACCAAGUAUCAGACUGCACUCGCUGCCACAGAGGCCUCGGUGACAAAGCUGGACCUGGCUCUGACGACAAUGGAGACGGAGUACAAGGAGAAGCUGAGAUGUCUGUCAGAGGAAAAUGAGUUGCUCAGACAUGACACGGACAAAGUUGUCGACCUACAGAUGGAGCUGGACCAGCUCCAAAUAGAAAAUGCCAAAAUGAAGCAACAUCAGGGUGAGCUGGAGCAGAAAGUCACUGCACUUAACCAUGACCUCCAAUCUCAGAACUGCUCGUCCGACGAACAAGUGAACAAACUGAAGGAAGAGAAAGAUUCUCUGAUGGCUUCGCAAGAAGAGGUUAAGAAGAAGUUGGAGGCGGAAAACGAAACAUUAUUGAAUGAGAAGAACAAGUUGCAAAGCGAACUGAGUUCGAAAUGUGGAACUUCAGAGGAGCAAAUUCAAAAUCUGAAAACAGACUACGAAAACGUUCGGGCUAAUCAGCAAAGUGCACACGAAAAGAUCAUUUCAGAUCUAAAUGCGAAAUUCGACAGCGAUAAUACGAACUUGCAGAAUCAAAUCAAAGAGAAAAAUGCAAUUAUUGAUAAUUUAAAUGGUGAAAAAGCAAAUCUUAUUAACCAAAUAAAUGAGAAAAAUGGUAUAAUCGAUCACCUAAAUAACGAAGUUGGAAAUAUUAAUCACCAAAUUAAUGAGAAAAAUGGCAUUAUUGACCAUCUUAAUAGUGAGGUUGCAAAUUUGAAAAGUCAAAUCGAUGAAAAGAACGGAAUAUUAGAUAAUCUCAACAACGAAAGUGGAAGUGUUAAAAACCAAGUUAACGAGAAAAAUGGAAUCAUCGACCAUCUUAACGGGGAAUUGACAAGUUUGAAUAAUCAAGUCAACGAAAAAAAUGGAGCUAUAGAUCAUCUCAACGGAGAAAUAGGUAAUAUCAGAAACGAAAUUAAUGAUAAAAAUGGAAUAAUUGAUCAUCUUAAUGGAGAGGUUUCGAACCUCAAAAAUGAAAUCAACGAAAAGAACCGAAUUAUUGACGACUUAAAUGGGGAAGUUGGAAAUUUGAAACAUCAGAUGGGCGAAAAAGAUGGAGAAUUGCAUCGAACUAAAGAUAGUGAAAAUAAUCUCAAAAAUCAAACAGAAGAAGCAAAUCGCAGAAUUUCAGAGCUGGAAAGCCAAAUUAAUGGCUCAAAUAACGAAACUGGUGCUAAAUCAGAAGAAAUUGCAAAGUUGCAACAAGCAAAUGAGGAGCUACAAAACAGAGCCAAAACCCUGGAAGUUGAAAAAUCUGACCUCGAGCAACAGUUGCAAAAGCUGAGUGGACAAAUAUCAGAAAAAGAGACACAUAUUAAUACCCUAAAUGGCGAAAAAGAUGCGCUUCAGAAAUCUCUCGAAAACCAAAAAGCUGAACUGGAAAAGGUCAUAAACGAUUCUAAACAGUUAACAAGUAAAAUUCAGCAAACUGAGUAUCUGUUGCAAGUUGAAAGUCUCAACUCGGCCUCUGAAAAAGCUCGAUUAUCGUCCGAAAGUAGCGAGACGAUUCAAAAGCUCUACGAGGAGCAUGAGUCGACGGAAAAGAAAUUGGCAGAACUUCAGCAACAGAUGACCGAAAGUAGCAAUAAUCUUCAAGCCGAAAAGAAAACGCUGGAAGAGAACAUCUCCCAGCUGAAGUCCGAAGCAGCUGGUCUGCAACAGAAACUGGAUGCAAGUGCGCUCUCAUUGGCUGAGACGACUAGCCAAUUGGAUGCGACCAAGGAAGAGCUGGCAAAGGCGAGGGAACAGGGGGCGAAUACUUCGUUGACGAGCGACAAACUCGACACCCAAUCAGUGACCUCAUCCUCAUCUGGAAAAGAGCACAAAGACAAGGAAAAGAAAAAGGGACUCGGGUCAUUCCUGAAGAAGAGUAAAAACAAGGACGAGAGCUGACAAUAGUGUCAAGAAAGUUAGCCAUUACACGACACAUACUUUGUCCAUAGCGCUCAUGCCAUUUACAAUGCAAAUGCCAUCUCACAACUGGAGCACGAAUCAUUGCUCUCAAAUAACCCGAAACUGUUCACAGGAGAAAAUCAAAAGACGUCCACAAACAAAUCAGACCACUGGAAAUUGGAAAGAGAUAAAAACUAGGAUUUGAGAGCUUUACAGCAGUUCAGAAAAGUGUUUUUAUGUAAUAAUUUCCACUACCUCUGCCAUAUGUCACUAUAGACUGAUAUCAUUGGGUGAGGUUGCAUUUUACAUUGAUGAAUGGACAGAGCUAAAAUUAGGAUCUGUUGUUAUUUAAAGUAUUUAUUGACUUCCUGUCCAACAGUUAGUUAGACAGGAUAGCUAGUGUGUUUGAAUCAUCAUGAGGUCGACCAGGUAUUUAAGGGCAAUACCACUCGUUGUUGGGUAAAAAUUUGCUUUUUCAAUGGUCGAUCUCGAAUGUUCAUGCUAUCAAACCUCUAUUUACUACAUACCAAACCGGUUUCUGUUUAUAUUUGAUACACACCCACCAUCUUAAGUAUAGAUAUUUCGUUGAUGAAUAUUGUGCCUUCAUUUUCCAACCGGUGCUUUGCCUUUUUUUGACAAAUUUGAGUUGAAGUUAAACAGGAAGCAAACUUUUUGAUUGGGGAGAAAGUUAGACGACACGCAAAUUAGACAAUCAGAAAGUAACGGAACUUAGACGAUUACUUGCAUGCAAAUGGCGUGAAAUUUGUUUAUAGACUUAAAUUAACUUUUGACUGAGUAAAUAAUGUUUGUCCAACAGCAAAUCAGGUUA
Molecule: messenger RNA, 5215 nt
Organism: Symsagittifera roscoffensis
Lineage: Eukaryota; Metazoa; Xenacoelomorpha; Acoela; Convolutidae
Product: putative leucine-rich repeat-containing protein DDB_G0290503
Exons: 19
Coding region: 76-4386 (1436 amino acids)
Source: RefSeq, a predicted model, not a curated record